AUGUCAGAUAGGCCGCGUUUCUGCGAGAACCGCGAUGGAAUAAUCUGUGAUGGAGUCAAUGGCUUCAAGAGCAUCGUGCAAGGCUUCGGGCCCGACGGCGGCAAGACGAGUGCUCCUCCCACCGCUUCCGGCAGUGUUGCGCCCCAACCUACACCUCCGAGUGACGGCACGCCGCCGCCUCCGCCUCCUCCCCCGCCUGCUCUAGAAACUAUCACGACUUCUUCUCCACCCGACAUCGUCACGGUGUCUGUGACCCCUCCAGCAAGCACUGUCACCUCUGUGACCUCUGUGACCCCGCCGCCCUCGCCGCCCGAGUUGGUGUCGUCGUCGUCACAAGAGCCUAUCGCGAGCAUCCCUCCUCAACUGAUCCUGCCAACACCCGCCGCCGCCUUGACAAGCACUUCAUCUCGGGGGUCCUUCAUAGAAUCACUCCCAACCAGGACAGCGACCACUCUAAAUCCAGUGAACAACCCUCUGCUUCCGAGCAUAUUUUCCAGCUCGGAUUUUCAGUCGCCGGAUGUCGGCCCUGUAACGACAUUUCCUUCCCCGGCAACAGAGACGGUCAUAGCGACUCCUUUGGUCUCACCAGGAGCUGCGUAUGGAGCUAUUGCGGACAGAUCGACCACGUUUCCCGCCGCUCUAGUGGCCGGCGUGUCGGGUGGUGUGCUCGGAUUCAUUUUCAUCUUCGCCCUUCUCUGGAGGUACUACCUCAGGAAACAAUCCCAGCGGAGACACGCCCACAGUUUUGCCGAUGAGAACGGAAUCACUCAUACUCGCAAAGAUCGUCACGACCCUCCCUCUGAUCGUAUUGUGACCACCGAGAUAGUACGGAGCGACUCACAUCCCUCCAAGUCAGACCAAACCAGAUUCUCGUGGGCUGCAACCGAGGUGUCCUUGGGAACCGGUCUGGAACCCCUGAGUCCGAAACCAGUAAUACAGCAAACGGUGCACAGGAUGAGUGUGCCAGUUCCCGUCGAAGCCAGCAGUUUCCGCAACAGUUCAAAAGAGGGGAGUAUGCGCGGCUCCUUCUCGCGGCCUACAUCUACAAAUCAGCAGACAGUGCCACGAGAUGCGUCUGCACCGCAAAGGGCGGAAGGCUCAAGCACGCAUAGGUCAUCGGCACGGCUGCAAGUACCUGGUACGGACCACCCCCAAAAGCAACAGGACCUUCCUUCUCAGACAGAGGAGACGGAGGAGGACGGUGAGCAGGACCUAGUGCAAGCGCCACUACAGAAUAAGGGGGAGGGCACAGGACUCCAGAGACGACACACUCUGAGGACCUCGCCACUUCACCAGAACCCAUUCAAGGACGCAGUCGAAGAAGAGUCGCCAACGGAGACUCCGGAGUCUUUGACUUUCGAGAUUGUCAACGCAGACACGUCGCCCCCACGGAGCACAAGGGAGUCUGAAUCUGGAGCGCGGGGGGAAGAACGCCAUGAAAGUCCUCCAUCUCCUUUACAUGUCCUGGAGACUAUCACUUUAACAGCUGAAGAACUGAAGAGGGCCUCAACUGCAAAGAGUAUGUUCUCAACAGGGAUGUGA
Molecule: messenger RNA, 1542 nt
Organism: Diaporthe citri
Lineage: Eukaryota; Fungi; Ascomycota; Sordariomycetes; Diaporthales; Diaporthaceae
Exons: 1
Coding region: 1-1542 (513 amino acids)
Source: RefSeq, a predicted model, not a curated record